Molecule: messenger RNA, 4112 nt
Organism: Salmo salar (Atlantic salmon)
Lineage: Eukaryota; Metazoa; Chordata; Actinopteri; Salmoniformes; Salmonidae
Source: RefSeq, a predicted model, not a curated record
GUGUGUGCGUGUGUGUGUGUGUGUCUCCAGGGAACAUAAUGUACCUGCUGCUAUAGAACAGGGAAGCUGUAUUUGAUUUAAAGCAGCUUUUAGUAACAGCGAAUCUAGUUAUUAUAUGGACGCUGUAAUAAUAUACAUACUGUCCUCGUUGACGGUGGUUCAGCCGUUUCAUUGACCUACUCAUGUCCAUGUGUCGCCAUAAUGUCGCGUCUGUCCGCCGUAGACGUAGCAGAAUGGUGGAACCGAUAAAAACGUCUUAUUUCAUACCGAUAUAAUACACACCGGGAUGACGCAAGUCAGGUGAUAUCUCGUUAAAAGAGGGUGUGUGUGUGUGUACGGUGUUUUGAGGUCGAGUGACAGACAGCAGCGACGUUUUCUCCGCCUGAAGCAGCACCGGGGAGCCGUGAGCAAAGCAGCGGGGAGCUCCCAUCUGAUGGAAAACGGCGGGUUUUAACGGCCAGCAGCACCGAGAGCAUCGACCCGGGAGGCACGGUUCCGUUAUCCUAGGAAUUAGAGGCUCAGACGGCACCGGAAGGAAAGGUCACCAUCACCCCAAAGCCUCCUGCCUCUCCUCUCCUCUGUUAGCUCUGUGUGUUCUUGGAGGGAAGGUUGUGUAGCCUCCCCUCCUCUCCUCUCCUCUCCUCUCCUCUCCUCUCCUCUCCUCUCCUCUCCUCUCCUCUCCUCUCCUCUCCUCUCCUCUCCUCUCCUCUCCUCUCCUCUCCUCUCCUCUCCUCUCCUCUCCUCUCCUCUCCUCUGUUAGCUCUGUGUGUGACCUGGAGGGAGGGUUGUGUAACCUAGAUGUGUGUGUGUGUUUGUGUCGUGGUUGUGAGUAUGUUACCUCCCGGGUGUGUGUAGCGUGUGUUUUGCAAGGAGAGUGUUAGGAGUGUGUAUUCCUUUGUGUGUGUGUGUGUGUGUGUGUGUGUGUGUGUGUGUGUAGUGUACCAUAAUGAGUGCAGCAGGAGUGGAGCGACGGAGGCCGACCUCAGCACAGACCCCUGAGGAGAGAGAGGGGGGAGAGGGAUGGGGUGAUGCAGGAAGAGAGGAGAGAGAGGAGAGAGAGGGAUGGAGCCAGCCAGGGAGGGCAGGAUGGAGGGAGGGCAGAGAAAGCGGUGUAGUGCAGAGUUAUAGCUUCGACUCGUACCAGCUGGAGGAAGAGGAGGGGACCAAGAGCGUGCCGGAGAGAGGGGUGCUGGCCCUGGCAGAACCAGCCUUUGAGGAGCCAGUCCCCGAUGACCGUUACCAUGGUAUCUACUUUGCGAUGCUAUUGGCUGGUGUGGGCUUCCUGCUUCCCUACAACAGCUUCAUCACUGAUGUGGACUACCUACACCACAAGUUCCAGGGAUCCUCCAUAGUAUUUGAUAUGAGUCUGGUGUAUAUCGUGGUGGCUCUGGUCGCUGUCAUAGUAAACAACAUCCUGGUGGAGAGAAUCAGUUUACACACUAGAAUCACAGUGGGUUACCUGUUUGCUCUGGGUCCGCUGGUGUUUGUCAGCGUGUUUGAUGUGUGGUUGGAAUCCUUCACUACCAGACAGGCUUACGUCGUCAACCUCUUCUCCGUUGGGGUGGUCGCCUUCGGAUGUACAGUACAGCAGUCCAGUUUCUAUGGUUACAUGGGGAUGCUGCCCAAGAGAUACACACAGGGGGUGAUGACUGGAGAAAGUACAGCAGGUGUAAUCAUCUCUCUGAGUCGUAUCUUCACGAAGCUCCUGAUCAGUAACGAGAGAAUAAACACACUCAUCUUCUUCCUGGUUUCCAUCACCAUAGAGAUGCUCUGCUUCCUUCUCCACCUCAUUGUCCGUCGCUCACGAUUCGUCCGCUACUACACAGGCCCCACCCACCGGGGUCACGGCCAGGGGAUAGGUCAUGACAUCGGGUCGGAGGUCAGCGGGACGGGAUACAGGGUUCACCACGACGUCACUACAGAGGAAGUAAGAUUUGGUAACGGAGUGGCGGCGACGACGUCGCCAUCUGAUGACGUCACGGAUGAGUUCACGGGAGGGACGUACGUUCGGUUUGGAAUUCCUAAAGACAAGAUCCGGAGAAGCUGGCCUGGACUACGAGAUAUGUUUCUUCACAGGUACAUCGUUGCCAGGGUGAUCUGGGCCUACAUGUUGUCUAUAGCAGUGACCUACAGCAUCACUCUGUGUCUGUUUCCUGGUCUGGAAUCAGAGAUACGCAACCCAACCCUGGGGGAGUGGCUACCUAUACUCAUCAUGGCCACAUUCAACAUGGCCGACUUCGUAGGCAAGAUCCUGGCUGCGUUGCCCUAUGAGUGGACGGGGGUUUACCUGCUCCUCUUCUCCUGCCUGCGGGUGGUCUUCAUCCCUCUGUUGGUGAUGUGCGUGUACCCUUCCUCCACCCCAACCUUGUCCCACCCCGUCUGGCCCUGCCUCUUUUCUCUCCUCAUGGGCGUAACCAACGGUUACUUCGGAUCAGUCCCCAUGAUUCAGGCUGCUGGGAAGGUCCCGCCGGAACAGAGAGAACUAGCAGGUAACACUAUGACUGUAUCGUACAUGACAGGGUUGAUGUUGGGAUCAGCUGUGGCCUACGCUGCCUAUAGCUUCACUGCACCGGGCUCAAACACACACACACACACCAACAUCACCACAGGGUACUGAACACACACACACACACACACACACACACACACACACACACACACACACACACACACACACACACACACACCACACCACACCACACCACACCACACCACACCACACCACACCACACACACACACAGAGAGAGCCCAGAAAAGGCCUCAGCGGAGAGGAGUCCCUCAAGACUGACAGGAUACUGAACUCCAGCCUGACCUCUAACCUUUGACCCCAGGAUGUUAUCCUGGUCCACCUCCUGAUCCUCCUCGUCUAUACUGCUGAGCUUUCUGCUCUGCUCGGGGAGACAGAAUCUCUGAUUGGCUUUCUGCUCUGCUCGGGGAGACAGAAUCUCUGAUUGGCUUUCUGCUCUGCUCGGGGAGACAGAAUCUCUGAUUGGCUUUCUGCUCUGCUCGGGGAGACAGAAUCUCUGAUUGGCUUUCUGCUCUGCUCGGGGAGACAGAAUCUCUGAUUGGCUUUCUGCUCUGCCCGGGGAGACAGAAUCUCUGAUUGGCUUUCUGCUCUGCUCGGGGAGACAGAAUCUCUGAUUGGCUUUCUGCUCUGCCCGGGGAGACAGAAUCUCUGAUUGGCUUUCUGCUCUGCUCGGGGAGACAGAAUCUCUGAUUGGCUUUCUGCUCUGCCCGGGGAGACAGCGUGAAGAGAAUCUCUGAUUGGCUUUCUGCUCUGCCCGGGGAGACAGCGUGAAGAGAAUCUCUGAUUGGCUUUCUGCUCUGCCCGGGGAGACAGCGUGAACAGAAUCUCUGAUUGGCUUUCUGCUCUGCUCGGGGAGACAGAAUCUCUGAUUGGCUUUCUGCUCUGCUCGGGGAGACAGAAUCUCUGAUUGGCUUUCUGCUCUGCUCGGGGAGACAGAAGCUCUGAUUGGCUUUCUGCUCUGCUCGGGGAGACAACGUGAACAGAAUCUCUGAUUGGCUUUCUGCUCUGCUCGGGGAGACAGCGUGAACAGAAUCUCUGAUUGGCUUUCUGCUCUGCCGGGGAGACAGAAUCUCUGAUUGGCUUUCUGCUCUGCCGGGGAGACAGAAUCUCUGAUUGGCUUUCUGCUCUGCCCGGGGAGACAGAAUCUCUGAUUGGCUUUCUGCUCUGCUCGGGGAGACAGAAUCUCUGAUUGGCUUUCUGCUCUGCUCGGGGAGACAGAAGCUCUGAUUGGCUUUCUGCUCUGCUCGGGGAGACAGCGUGAACAGAAUCUCUGAUUGGCUUUCUGCUCUGCUCGGGGAGACAACGUGAACAGAAUCUCUGAUUGGCUUUCUGCUCUGCCCGGGGAGACAGAAUCUCUGAUUGGCUUUCUGCUCUGCCCGUGUGACAGCUAUGACAUGAUGUAUUACAUUAUCCUUGCCUUUUCCGUCAGUAUUCUACAGCGGGUCGAGAUGCGGAACCUACUAGUGCUAAAAGUCUGUCUUUAUUCUUCAGGGUUCAUGUAAAUAUAAAGUUGUGAAUGUAAAAAAAUAUGAAAUAAAAAAAAUGUAUAACUGACAAACAUUAAAAAAAUACAAUGUGUAAAUA